This is a messenger RNA of Mugil cephalus (flathead mullet), 1730 nucleotides long. RefSeq names its product zinc-binding protein A33-like. The transcript has a single exon. The coding region runs from base 4 to 1647 and encodes 547 amino acids. Gene Ontology annotation, biological process: protein ubiquitination. Gene Ontology annotation, molecular function: ubiquitin-protein transferase activity; zinc ion binding; protein binding. The record is from RefSeq and is a predicted model, not a curated record. NCBI's taxonomy places the organism in Eukaryota, Metazoa, Chordata, Actinopteri, Mugiliformes, Mugilidae.
GACAUGUCUGCUGCCAAAUGUCGGAGAUCUGAAAAUCAGUUUCUGUGCUCCAUCUGUCUGGAUGUGUUCACUGAUCCAGUCACUACACCAUGUGGACACAACUUCUGCAAACACUGCAUCACUCAACAUUGGGAUACUACUGAUGUAUGUAAGUGUCCCCUGUGUAAAGAGAUUUUCAACACUAGACCUCAGCUGAAGAUCAACACUUUCAUCCGUGAGAUUGUUGCUGAGUUCAGACAUGAAGCUCAACAGAAAACCAGCAGCAGCAUCUCAGAGCAACAAGCUACCAAACCAGGAGAAGUUCCCUGUGACGUCUGCACUGGAACCAAACUGAAGGCCCUGAAGUCCUGCUUGGUGUGUCUGCUCUCCUACUGUGACUCUCACCUGGAGCCUCAUCUGACAGUGUCAGGUCUAAAGGGACAUCAGCUGAUCCACCCUGUGGACAACCUGGAAGACAGGAGGUGUAGGAAGCAUGAUAAACCUCUGGAGCUGUUCUGUAAGACCAACCAGACAUGCGUCUGCAUGUUCUGCUCUGUUUUAGACCACAAGACACAUGAUGUUGUUCCUCUGAAAGAAGAAUAUGAAGGAAAGAAGGCAGAGCUGGGGAAGACAGAGGAUAAAAUUCAGCAGAUGAUCCAGAAGAGACGACUGAAGAUUGAGGAGAUGAAAGAGUCAGUGAAGAUGAGUAAAGAUGCUGCAGACAGAGAGAAAGCAGAAGGUGUUCAGGUCUUCACUGCUCUGAAGGAGUCUGUUGAGAGAGGCCUGGACCAGCUCAUAAAGGAGAUUGAAGACAAACAGAAAACAACAGAGAAACAGGCUGAAGGUUUCAUCAGAGAUCUGGAACAGGAAGUCUCUGAGCUGAUGAAGAGGAGCUCUGAGGUAAAGCAGCUCUCACGCUCUGAAGACCACCUCCACCUCCUCCAAAGCUUCUCCGCCCUGAAAGAUACUCCACCCACCAAGGACUGGACAGAGGUCAGCGUCAGUCCACCAUCAUAUGAGGGGACUGUGGUGAGAGCUGUGACUCAGCUGGAGGAGACACUCAGUAAAGACAAGAAGAAGCUGCUUGAAGCUGAGUUGAAGAGGGUCCAGCAGUAUGCAGUGGAUGUGACUCUAGAUCCUGAUACAGCAAAUCCUCACCUCAUUCUGUCUGAUGAUGGAAAACAAGUGACUCAUCGUGAUGUGAGGAAGAAGCGUCCAGACAACCCAGAGAGAUUUUCUACAUGUAUUUGUGUUUUAGGAAAGACGAGUUUCUCUUCAGGUAGAUUUUACUUUCAGGUUCAGGUUAAAGGAAAGACUGACUGGGAUCUAGGAGUGGCCAGAGGGUCAAUCAACAGGAAGGGAGACAUCAAACUGAGUCCUCAGAAUGGUUACUGGACUGUAUGGUUGAGAAAUGGAAAUGAGUACAAAGCUCUUUCUGGUCCUCCAGUCAGUCUCUCUCUUGGUUCUCGUCCUGAGAAGGUGGGGGUGUUUGUGGAUUAUGAGGAGGGUCUGGUCUCCUUUCAUGAUAUAGAUACUGCAGCUCUUAUCUACUCCUUUACUGGCUGCUCCUUCACUGACAAACUUUACCCAUUCUUCAGUCCUUUUCUUUCUAACUAUGGUAAAAACUCUGCACCUCUGCUUAUCUGUCCUGUCACUCAAACUGUCUGAUCCAUUUAAUGAUGAAACUUUGAGAUCAAUGAAUGAAGUUAUUGAUCUUCACUCUUUAUUCACAAAUAUGCUUUAAUUCUUCA